AUGUAUGUCUAUAAAAGAGACGGGCGCAAGGAACGCGUCGCUUUCGACAAGAUCACUGCACGUAUUAAUAAGUUGUGUUACGGUCUUGACUUGAACUUCAUUGAUCCUGUGGCUGUAACUCAAAAAGUCAUUUCUGGAGUUUAUCAGGGUGUCAGUACCGUUGAGCUAGAUAAUUUGGCGGCCGAAACUGCGGCGUAUAUGACCACAAAGCAUCCCGACUAUGCUAUCUUAGCUGCCCGUAUUGCGGUAUCCAAUCUCCAUAAGGAAACCAAGAAGGCGUUCUCCACAGUUAUCGAAGACUUGUAUAACUAUGUAAAUCCGAAAACGAAUAAACGGGCAUCCAUGAUAUCUGAAACCACAUACAAUAUUGUCAUGAAAAACUCGGAGAGACUUAAUUCGGCCAUUAUUUAUGAUCGUGACUAUAAGUAUAAUUAUUUUGGCUUUAAGACUCUUGAAAGAUCAUACCUUUUGCGAAUAAACGGUAAGGUUGCCGAACGUCCGCAGCACAUGCUAAUGCGUGUGUCUGUUGGUAUUCACGGCGAAGACAUUGACGGUGCCAUCGAAACCUAUAAUCUAAUGUCCGAGAAGUAUUUCACACAUGCCUCGCCAACUCUCUUCAAUGCUGGAACUCCACGACCUCAGCUUUCGAGUUGCUUCCUUUUGACCAUGAAGGAAGAUUCCAUAGAAGGUAUCUAUGACACGCUGAAGACUUGUGCAAUGGUGUCAAAGUCUGCGGGUGGAAUAGGGCUGAGUAUUCAUAGUAUUCGAGCAUCGGGAUCCUACAUAACUGGAACAAAUGGUUACUCCAAUGGUAUUGUUCCCAUGCUACGUGUGUACAAUAAUACCGCAAGAUACGUCGAUCAAGGAGGCAAUAAACGUCCUGGUGCCUUUGCCAUUUAUCUGGAAACUUGGCACCCUGAUAUUUUCAGUUUCUUGGACUUAAAGAAGAAUACAGGCAUAGAAGAGCACCGUGCUCGAGAUCUUUUCUAUGCUCUUUGGAUAUCAGAUCUCUUCAUGAAGAGGGUUGAAUCUGAUGACGAUUGGAGUCUGUUCGAUCCAGCUGAGGCACCCGGGCUCAUGGACGUUUGGGGAGAAAAAUUCGAAAAUUUAUAUGAAUCAUAUGAAAGGCAAGGCCUUGCGCGUAAAACUGUCAAGGCUCAAAAGUUAUGGAACGCAAUAGUGGAGUCACAGAUAGAGACGGGUACCCCCUACAUGCUUUACAAGGAUUCUUGUAAUCGUAAGUCUAAUCAACAAAACCUCGGAACAAUACAAUGCAGUAAUUUGUGCACAGAGAUCAUAGAGUAUUCAAGUCCAGAUGAGGUUGCUGUUUGUAACCUGGCUAGCAUCGCUUUACCCAUGUUUGUGGAUAUCAAAGAAAACACCUUCGAUUUUGAACGCCUGCACGAGGUUACUAAAGUAAUAACUCGCAACCUUAACAAAAUAAUCGAUAUUAAUUAUUAUCCUGUUGAGGAAGCGCGUAGAUCUAACCUUCGCCAUCGUCCGAUCGGUAUCGGUGUGCAAGGAAUGGCGGACUGUUUUCUAUCAUUACGUAUUCCCUUUGACUCUUUACGCGCAAGGGAACUGAACAAGCAGAUAUUUGAAACCAUGUAUCAUGGGGCCUUGGAAGCUUCAUGCGAUAUCUCACAGAAAUAUGGCCCAUACGAAACGUAUUCGGGAUCGCCCGUAUCACAAGGAAUCUUACAGUAUGACAUGUGGAAUGUUGAACCAAGUGAUUUAUGGGAUUGGGAUUCGUUAAAACAGAAAAUCGCUAACCACGGUGUACGAAAUUCAUUACUCUUGGCGCCGAUGCCCACUGCCUCGACUUCUCAGAUAUUGGGAUUUAAUGAAUGCUUCGAACCUUACACAAGCAACAUAUAUACACGGCGCGUCCUAGCCGGUGAAUUUCAAGUUGUGAAUCCUUGGCUACUGAAAGAUCUGGUGGAUCUAGGCCUGUGGAGCGAUCAAAUGAAAAACAGGAUUAUCGCGGACAAUGGUAGCAUUCAGAAGGUUCCGGGCAUCCCAGAUGAACUUAAAGCAUUAUACAAAACAACUUGGGAGUUGUCACAAAAAACAAUUAUCGACAUGGCGGCAGAUCGAGGUGCCUUCAUUGAUCAAUCUCAAAGUCUCAACAUACAUAUAGCGGAACCAUCUUAUGCUAAGUUAACCAGCAUGCAUUUCUAUGGAUGGAAGAAAGGUCUGAAGACGGGGAUGUACUAUCUUCGAACGAGAUCUGCAGUGGAUGCCAUCAAAUUUACUGUUGAUCAAACUUCUCUUAAAGAGGUUUUAGCAGCCGAAGAAACGGAGAUUAAAAUCCGAAGUGUUAAAUGCCAACUUGAAAACAAGGAAGAUUGUUUAAUGUGCAGUGGUUAA
Acaulospora morrowiae is the source of this 2370-nucleotide messenger RNA. NCBI's taxonomy places the organism in Eukaryota, Fungi, Glomeromycota, Glomeromycetes, Diversisporales, Acaulosporaceae. The record is from the annotation of a GenBank genome assembly.